AUGGGAAGAAAGCACGUGUCUUCCCUUGCCUUUAUACUGCCCUUCAUCGCCAGCACUGCAGAUGCGGCGUCAGAUUCGGCUCGGCCGCGGGGCGUAGGUCCCGAGUUUGCAAAGUACUACAAGGAUGCCGAGACAUUUACUUGCAUCUCGAAUCCUUCCAUUAAACUGCCCGUCGCGCGCCUCAACGACGACUACUGCGACUGCCCCGAUGGUUCAGACGAGCCCGGCACCUCGGCCUGCUCCUAUCUCUCUCCCCUCUCCCCACCACAGCCGCUAGGCUUCGAGGGCAAAGACAGCAACACAACACCGGCUCUCCCUGGCUUCUACUGCAAGAACAAGGGUCACCAACCCAGCUAUAUUCCCUUUACCAGCGUCAACGACGGUGUCUGCGACUACGAGCUAUGCUGCGACGGAAGCGAUGAGUUUGGACAUGUUGGAGGGGUCAAAUGCGAAGAUCGCUGUGCGACCAUCGGCAAGGAGUGGAGAAAGGCCAACGAAGCGCGACAGCAGAGCCUUGCUGCUGCCAGGCAACGGCGGAAGGAAUUGGUGGCCGAAGCCAAACGCCUGCGCAAGGAGGUCGAGGACCGCAUCGAGACGCUCAAGACGCAGAUUGAAGGCGCAACACUGAAGGUCGAUGGGCUGACAAAGUCUCUUGCUGAAAUUGAGAGGGCAGAGCGUGGCAAGGUGGCCAAGGGUGCCGGCAAGGGCGGCAAGGUCACAGCGCUGGCUGGCGUGGCCAAGCAGAGGAUCCAAGAGCUGACUGACAAUGUCAACCGCCUACGCAACGAGCGAGACUCGGCACAAGCAAAGGUUGCGGAACUUGAGGACAUGUUGACCCGCUUCAAGGAGGAAUACAACCCCAACUUCAACGACGAGGGUGUGAAGCGUGCGGUGCAGGCGUGGGAAAACUAUGCUGCACAGGACCGGCCUGGUCCCAAUGAGGCUCUGGACCGAGAUCUCGAUGACAUUCUCAAUCCAAACUCUGAGAGUGCGAUCAACUGGGACGAGUUUGAGAAAACCGACGAGUCUGAUGUUGAGCUCCUUUACCAAUUCGAGGAAUACCUGCCUGAAUCCAUUCGCGGCUGGGUCGACAGCAAGCUUCGGGAUCUGCGCAUCACGCUCAUUGAGAACGGAAUCCUCGCUGAUCCCACCGGCACAGAUGCCCCUGAAUCGAAAGCUGUUACGGAUGCAAAGUCGCAGCUCGAGGCAGCCAAGAGGGAACUCGAAGAUGACAAAUCGGAGCUCACGAGGCACGAAGAAGAUCUUACCAAGGACUAUGGUCCAGACUCUAUUUUCCGCGCCCUCAAGGACCAGUGUUUCUCUACCGACUCAGGUGAGUAUACAUACGAGCACUGCUUCUUCUCGAGUACGACGCAGAAGCCCAAGAAGGGUGGCGGCAACACGGGCAUGGGUAACUUUGCCCGCGUGGAGACGAUUACUGUCGAUGAGAUUUUACCCGCAGAUGGCAAAGGCUUAGGCAGCGGCGAGCGCAUUGCCCUCAAGUACGAGAAUGGUCAGCACUGCUGGAACGGACCCAACCGGAGUACGACUGUGAUUUUGGCGUGUGCGGAAAAGGAUGAGAUUUGGAAGAUUGUCGAGGAAGAGAAGUGUGUGUACAGGAUGGAGAUGGGUACGCCAGCUGUGUGUGGUAUUGAGGUUCCCAAGGCCGCGCCCGAGCAUAGCGAGUUGUAAGGGAAAGAAAGGACGUAUUCGGGUACUGCGGUUGAUCCGCGUGCUCGAUAUGACUAGAUGUAGAGAUGUGGUUAAGAUGUUGAGCAGGCUGUCAGCUGUGCCUUUGCUCUAAGACAAGUUAUCUGAAUAGCGAAUUGAGUGUUUGCGAG
This is a messenger RNA of Exserohilum turcica Et28A, 1841 nucleotides long. RefSeq lists its product as uncharacterized. The coding region runs from base 1 to 1692 and encodes 563 amino acids. Gene Ontology annotation, cellular component: glucosidase II complex. Lineage: Eukaryota; Fungi; Ascomycota; Dothideomycetes; Pleosporales; Pleosporaceae. The record is from RefSeq and is a predicted model, not a curated record. Gene Ontology annotation, biological process: N-glycan processing. The transcript is spliced from 3 exons.